ACGAGGGAGGGAGGGAGGGAGGGAGGGGGAGGGAAAGGAGGAGGGGGCAAUGACGGAGGAGAGGGGAGUGCCGCCGAGCAGGCAUGAGGUGUUCACUUUCCAUUCCCCUCUCAGCAGCAGUCAGAUGAGUCCUUGCGCACAAGAGUGCCUUCUUACUCUUCCGCUUGUGGCUCUUGGACUCAGCUGAACCCUGCCACAGUCGUCAGCGUUGCCUCGCAGGGCCGCCGACGCCAUUCACUGCGCUACUGAUUCGCUAAAGUUGGGCCCCUCCCUCCCUCCCAGCCUGCCUCCCUCCUGUACAGAUAAAGCCUGAUGUUGAGAAUGAACAGAUCCAAUCAGCUGCUGUGAGCGGGAAGGAGCUUGUCGCUCUCGUUGUCUUCUCCACCACACCCUUCUACUCCUCCUCCUUUCCCCAGAGUCCUGCUUCUUCCCAUCAUGGGCCGACGCGAUCAAUAAUGCUUUACCAUCCUCUCGUCUGACAGUUGAGGUGAGGAGUGAGCUGACCGCUAAAGGCUUCCUAUUUGAGGCAAGCGGGCCCUGAGGAUGGGCUACAGGUGGCAGAGCCUCUAGAGGCCUCCCUUGGCUCAAAUCCCGACAAAGACCUUUCGAGCCCACCUUCUCCCAUGUCAUUGACUUAUAUAUCCUCAUUAGCAACACACAGAAUGGCGGUGAACGUGACACCGAUCCGGGACACAAAGUGGCUGACUUUGGAGGUGUGUCGGGAGUUCCAAAGAGGGACGUGCUCACGGCCGGACAACGAGUGCAAGUUCGCCCACCCCGCCAAGAGCUGCCAAGUGGAAAACGGCCGAGUCAUCGCCUGUUUUGACUCACUCAAGGGCCGCUGUUCCCGGGAGAACUGCAAGUAUCUACAUCCCCCUCCCCACCUGAAGACGCAACUGGAGAUAAAUGGAAGGAACAACCUCAUCCAGCAGAAAAACAUGGCCAUGCUGGCCCAGCAGAUGCAGAUCGCAAACGCCAUGAUGCCUGGCACCCAGCUGCAGCCCGUGCCCAUGUUUUCAGUCACACCCGGCAUGGCGACCAAUGCCAAUGGAGGCGCGGCCGCAGCGUUCAACCCGUACCUUGGCCCCGUGUCGCCUGGCCUGAUGCCCGCCGAGAUCCUGCCCAGCUGCCCGAUACUGCUCACCAACAGCGCCAGCGUUCCCGUCCCGGUCGCCACCGUGGCUCAGAAACUGAUGAGGACGGAUAGACUGGAGGUAUGUCGGGAGUACCAGAGGGGCAACUGCACCCGUGGCGAGAACGACUGCCGCUUCGCGCACCCGUCCGACAGCACCAUGAUCGACACCAACGACAACACGGUGACGGUGUGCAUGGACUACAUUAAGGGCCGUUGCUCCCGGGAGAAGUGCAAGUACUUCCACCCACCCACUCACCUACAGGCCAAAAUCAAAGCGGCCCAGCAUCAAGUCAACCAGGCGGCGGCUGCCGCAGCCAUGGGGCUCCCUCCCGUCCUGCCCCCUUUACCAAAGAGACCCGCACUUGAAAAAGCCAACGGUGCCGCCACCAUGUUCAACGCCGGUGUAUUUCAGUACCAACAGGCCCUGGCCAACAUGCAGUUCCAGCAGCAGGCUGCCUUCAUCCCUUCGGGCUCAAUAUUGUGCAUGACGCCUGCAACAAGUGUUGUACCCAUGAUGCACGGUGCUACUCCGGCCAAUGUGUCCGCAGCCAACACAUCUGCCACAAGUGUUCCCUUUGCAACCGCCUCAGCCAAUCAGAUUCCAAUAAUAUCUGCGGAGCAUCUGACUAGUCACAAAUACGUGACACAGAUGUAGGAGCCUCAAUCACAACAGUGGAACUGGAGAGCAAAGACCAGCGAUUCAACAGACAAACGAGCAACAAUCUGAUGAAUCCAUACGUCAACAACAGAGAGUUUGCGGAAUUUGCUCCAGUCACUUCACGCACACUGCAUACACUUAAAGAGCGUCUUCUUCCUCCUCUCUGUGAAGGGAAGGCGCGUUUACCUUUAUUCACCGGGCACACUUUGAAUGUGAAGAGAAUAAGACGAAGUGCUGUGUCCAUCGAGGCGGAGGAGGAAUCGUGGUCUCUUUUGUACGUUUGCUCAUUGGUUGUCUCUCAUAUGUUUACACAAAAGGUGCACCUUAUAUUUCAGUUGAAAGAGACGAAGAAGAAUCAGACGAGGGUUUUUAUGUUACUGUAAACCAACAAAAAAGGCCAUAUUUGUGCUAAUAUGCCAAUGGUACUGCAAUCACGCAAAGCAAUCGGCUUUCCCUUUAAGGUUUCACGAUUCGUCUUUGUUCCAUCGUCACGACCCAUCACUGCUGAAACGAAACCCUCAAAUCUUUCGCGACAAGGUCAACAAAGACAUAAAAUUAGUGUUCAGUUGCCAAACCGCUGGCUGACGUGUGAUUUGUUGAAGUUUAUUGGGUUUCCGACAGGUCGUCAAUGUAGGUGUGGUCUUGAGCUCGGACGUGUUGAAGAAUAUUUGUUUGUCCGACUUUUCAGAUUUUUAGUCAAAGUAUUUUUGCGUUGCUGUUUUUGUAGUUCAACUUAAGCAGGUACAUACAUACAGACAAUGGACUUUGAGUCUUUUCCCUCACUUGCAAUCAAAGUCAGCAAAAGCCCAAUUGUCGGAUGUCUCUGAAAGGUUACUGGGCGUAAAUGAUUAUCCCAUGGUGUGCGGUGUGUUAAAAGUGAUUUUCCCUGCUUGGAAAAUGGUCUAGACUGACAAUUGGAAAUGUUAAAUAGAGGAGCCACUGAUUGUGUUGAGUUUUGUGUCACGUGUCUCACAAGUCAUUCACCACAGCAAAAAUGACAAGGAGAGUUUGAAACGGGAAUGUAGUUACCAGAUAAACCAGUUAGCCUCGCCGGGAUUUUCUAUUUCCUCUUCGACUCCUCCUCUUUCUUCAUUGAAUUUCCCUACAGUCUGAAUGCGCUGUGACACCAUGCUGCCUCUCACAGGUCAGUCUCGGUAGUACCACCGAUAUCUUUGAGGAACGUGACGGUAGAGAUAUUAUGUGUGUGGUGUGCUGUGUUGGGCAUCUUGACUACACCGUACUCCAAAAGAGCAGUAAGAACAUUUUGUAUCUGGUCGUUUGUAAGGUUUCUCACAUUUGAAAAGUUUGUUAAAACUCGAUGUGUCUACCCCGCCUUAAGGAUUCAGUGUAGCUCUCUCGUAGGUCGCAGUUCCUUAGUAAGUAUUGACUGGACAGAUAGCGCAUCGACAGUGACAAAAAACAAAACAAACAAAAACAGGUUACGAUUGUAUCCCUCAUCUAAAGCCUUAGAAUGUACCAUCAGGUCAUCACAAUGCAACAUGCCAUUCAGAAGCCUGAUCCGUGCCAUGCCAAUACACUUUUUUAAUUCUCUUUAGUUCUAUUAAGGCGUAAGGCAUGUUCGAGUGUCUCUUUGUGUGUUCCCUCAUCUUUAUCUAGAAUUCUGUGUAUGUACAUUUUGAUUUUAGAUGGUAACAUUAGUAUUUUCUAUGUUAUGCAUAUGAACCAUAUGCAUAUUAGCAUUCACCCCUGUAGUCUCUUUGUGUUCUCUGAGCAAAGAUAUUUUCUAUGAAUACUUAACAGUCCCAAUAGAACAGAGAGGCAGAGUUGUCGGCGACAACAGCUAAGCAUUUUAACGAUUGUAAGGUUUGUAACUACUCAUCUAAUUUAAACAAAUAUAUAUAAUAAUAAUUAUUGUUCUUGGAUGUUUUAGAUGUUAUUUUCUACUGUAUCCAUUUCAAAUAAUAAUAUCUAUUGUUUGGGAAUUUUUAACCGAGUUGGAAAUUGGGCCAUGUUGGAAAAAGAAGCUGGGGUUUUUUUCAUUUUUUUUUUCAGUCGGGGUCCCAUGACAGGAAGUCCGCGCUCACUCCACCAAUUGCAAACAAAAUAGUGGGUGGGGGGAGCUCCCGAACAGAAAAAGGUUGACUUUUUGCACUUCUGUACAUAGUCCAAAAAAGAGAGAAAACAUGUAUAUUGAGAUCUUAUUUUGAAUAAAAAAAAAUGUCUAUAAUGACAGAGCGUUUUGUUAGGAUAACCACAAAAAAAGGCUGAACAAAAAAAUCGCUUGCAUCCAAAAGGCGCUGAGUUGUCAUUCUCUAACCCCGCCCCCUUUCAGGAACGGCUGAUGUCGCUCUUUUUUGUUGUUGUUGUUUUUAAA
Messenger RNA from Phyllopteryx taeniolatus (common seadragon), 4128 nucleotides. Its product is annotated as muscleblind-like protein 1. NCBI's taxonomy places the organism in Eukaryota, Metazoa, Chordata, Actinopteri, Syngnathiformes, Syngnathidae. The record is from RefSeq and is a predicted model, not a curated record. Gene Ontology annotation, molecular function: metal ion binding. The transcript has 11 exons. Bases 624 to 1790 code for a protein of 388 amino acids.